This is a messenger RNA of Aspergillus uvarum CBS 121591, 965 nucleotides long. RefSeq lists its product as uncharacterized. The coding region runs from base 294 to 785 and encodes 163 amino acids. The transcript has a single exon. Lineage: Eukaryota; Fungi; Ascomycota; Eurotiomycetes; Eurotiales; Aspergillaceae. The record is from RefSeq and is a predicted model, not a curated record.
GGGCAAUCUGUGAACGGAUUUUUUUUCUUUCUGAUUGACGCUAUGGAUAACGAUGAUGCUGCACGAAAUCGUGACUUUGGAUUGCCGGUGAUCCUUCUCGACAAACAGUCCGCCACGGAUUUGAAGGAAGCAGGGGCGGUGAAAAACGCCAUUUGCGCUACAUGGGAGUGAUGUGCAGUGACGAUUACUCCAAACAACCAUUUGCUCCGACGACGAGGCCAUGGAAACGAGACGCAAGAGUUUUAUGAGCUGCAUGAUUUGACUAUGAGAAUGUCUGUCUUUGGCUGAUUAUCAUGUGCGGUAGACGGCGUGUGCGUUUUGUCAAUAUUGCGGCUCAAGUCGACUCGCGCUGUGCCUUCACAGUCAAAACUUCGCACAUAUUUCUUCGCCAUGCCAUUAUUUUUAUCCAAGACAAACCCACGGCUUUAUACAGUACUCGGGGUAAUCUAUUAAUGAUUUUUCCAUUAUCAGCUUUGCGAGUUCCAUCCGUAUACGGGUGCUAUUUGCUGCCUCUUGCAUUUACGAAAUACUCGCGCUUUUCGAGUCGGUUGUUCUGGAAAGAGGUUCCGGAGUGGUAUGAUAUCAGUUCGACAAUAUGUGAACUGGUGUGGCAGAUGCCAAUCGCGGGUUUCUGUGCCCAUUUUUCUUGCUUACCACUCGUGUUUGGCAUGUCCAGAAAGAAGAUUCCAAUGCCUUUCAUUCGCCAUCCAUCACAUUACGAUCCGACCUCAAAUGCGGAUUUCUGCUCGCUUGUCCUUCAACUUCUUUUCCCGGCGCAUGAGUGAUGAAUUUAUUUCAGCCGUGGUGUCUGUCCCAUUUUCUGUUUCGAUUCAAAUUGUCUCAUUAUCUAUCUUAUCCACGCGAUUCUGUUUUUCUCCUCUUUUCUAUCUUAUUUUCUUUUUCGGGUGGCUAUCUGCUUAUGCGCUUUUUUUAUGGUCGACAUCUGCUUGGUUGGUUUGCGUUUG